Messenger RNA from Cebus imitator (Panamanian white-faced capuchin), 456 nucleotides. RefSeq names its product prothymosin alpha-like. NCBI's taxonomy places the organism in Eukaryota, Metazoa, Chordata, Mammalia, Primates, Cebidae. Gene Ontology annotation, cellular component: nucleus. Gene Ontology annotation, molecular function: histone binding. Bases 1 to 399 code for a protein of 132 amino acids. The record is from RefSeq and is a predicted model, not a curated record. Gene Ontology annotation, biological process: positive regulation of transcription by RNA polymerase II; negative regulation of apoptotic process. The transcript is spliced from 2 exons.
AUGGUGACCCCUGUGACCCACAUGUACACCUCCAGAUGGCCUCCUGGAGCCAGAAAGUCUAAGUCCCCGCAUCGGAUCACCGGCGUGCCCGCCACGUCAGACGCAGCGGUAGACACCAGCUCCGAACUCGCCACCCAGGACUUGAAGGAGAAGCAGGAAGUUGUGGAAGGGGCGGAAAACGGAAGAGAUGCCCCUGCUAACGGGAAUGCGAAUGAGGAAAACGGGGAGCAGGAGGCUGACAGUGAGGUAGAUGAAGAAGAGGAAGAAGGUGGGGAGGAAGAGGAGGAGGAUGGAGAUGAGGAUGAGGAAGCUGAGUCUGCUACGGGCAGGCGGGCAGCUGAAGAUGAGGAGGAGGAGGAUGUCGAUACCAAGAAGCGGAAGACCGACGAGGAUGAUUAGACAGCAAAAAAGGAAAACUUAAACUAAAAAAAACAAAAAAAAAAGGCCGCCGUGACC